AUGGGGUUCUCGUCCUUUUGGACCACCAUCGUGGGCACCAAAGUGAAAGAAAUCACGCCUCAACACCGACCAUUUUCCUUUGAGGAAGGCUACCAGGCGGCUGCGACAGCUCCAUUGAAUCCACUCCACCAAAACCGAGCAGCUGCGAUAUCUGAAGUCAUACUCCCACCAAGGAAUCAGGAUGCACAAUCUAUCAAGAGCAAGCGGAAAAGCCGCUCCUUCAGCAUGUCGAAGCACAAAGCAGACGGGCAAACGAUCAAGCGGAGGAGCUGGUUUGGAGGCAAGCCGGAGGAAGAAGCAGUUCCAGCUGUACCAAAGCUACCACCCUUCACCGCACUACCACCCAUGCCUAUAAGCACACUACGGCCUGAGGCCGAGGAUAUCAGGCCUGGCACAGCACUCACCGUGGACGACCAAAUCGAAUUGGACACGCCCAAAACGCCAAAACUUGGAGAGCCGAAAGCCGAAAAGCGGAAAAGUCGACGAUUGUCGCUCGGUCAAGCGUUGAAAGGUAGAACGCGAAGCAAGUCAACUGCUUCACAGGCUGCACCGACGCUGGAGAAGCGACAGUCAGUGUUGGGUGGGCUGCGAGAUAUGGCGCCUCCGGUGCCUGCGCUUCCUGUCGCCUCGCCACCACCGGAGCUCAUAGAUGAGGACACUGGCAUGGUGCCAUCCGCAUUAGUGGUCGCUGAGAAGCGCAAGAGCAGACGAUUUUCGCUCAGCCGAGCUCUGACCGUGGAACGCAGGAAAUCAACAGCUUCGACGAAGAGUAGUCGUCGUUCGUGGUGGCAAAGCAGUAAUCCCGAUGAUGGCGAAUCAUCGCCACCACCGGUACCAGCUGUGCCUGCUCUGAUUCAGGACGAUGGCAUGCGUACACCAGAUUCAAGCAUAGCAUAUACAGCGAGUCCUGAUAAUAGCGACUUGAUAGAAUCAAAUCCGUUCUCCGAUGGGCCAAUGAGGACUGCAACCCGCGGCACAACGAUGAAGCAACCCCGGCCGAUCAGUGGUAUCAGCGUGUCUUCGCGCAAAUCAUAUGUGCCGAAAAGUGCUGCAAAGGGUUUCCUGCGGUCGACGAGUGGGCGAAUGAGCGAGAAUCGGCAUUCCUUGAUGGAGGAUGGGGAUGGUGGCACCGUUUGUCUUAGCGAGGAGCAGCAGAAGGAGUGGGACAAAUUGAAGCUGUUGAUGGAUGCUAUGGAUCGACGGCACGAUGUCGGCGUUGUUGGCAUGCUUAGAGAGCUCGAAGACGACGAGGAUGGCGAAGACCGGCGCAUGUUCUCCAACGCUCAAGCGUUAGCUGCGCUCGAAUUUGGAACAGCUCGGUAG
This is a messenger RNA of Recurvomyces mirabilis, 1323 nucleotides long. RefSeq lists its product as uncharacterized. NCBI's taxonomy places the organism in Eukaryota, Fungi, Ascomycota, Dothideomycetes, Mycosphaerellales, Teratosphaeriaceae. Bases 1 to 1323 code for a protein of 440 amino acids. The record is from RefSeq and is a predicted model, not a curated record. The transcript has 2 exons.